This is a messenger RNA of Suillus subalutaceus, 948 nucleotides long. RefSeq lists its product as uncharacterized. The record is from RefSeq and is a predicted model, not a curated record. NCBI's taxonomy places the organism in Eukaryota, Fungi, Basidiomycota, Agaricomycetes, Boletales, Suillaceae. The transcript has 2 exons. Bases 158 to 793 code for a protein of 211 amino acids.
AUCUCCCUGUUUCCAGAGAAAAUUCUAUGGGCUUUAUCCACUGUAUUUUCGGAUCGAGAUGAUCCCAGUACCGGUCAUUCCAUGCAUCAUAUCUGGUAUAUAAAGGCGGGUUCCACAGAUUGUAAUACUUAGCAUCCCACUUAAGUAUUAUCUGGCCAUGUCUUCGCUGCGUCGCCCAAUUGCCACUGCACUACAAGGUGCAUCAUCUGGAAGAAUCACGCAAUCCUUACCUGCGCACCUGUCCUUAUCCAUGUCAGUUGCGGCGACUGCACAAGAAUACGAGGCACUCACUAUUCCACCAAUUUUUGACAUCUUUGACGCUCCAGUGCGCCUUGGGGAGUCUUCCGCACCUGUUGUACGAACGGUCACAGCCACUCGUGUCGCUAUCCUCGAACGCAACGGUGAAAAAUUACGCGAUGCCGCUAGCAACUUCACUCGAGUUCGCCAUUUCUCCUCACUACCUCCCCCCAUCGUGUUCGAUGGCCCUGCUCGCCCGGCACAUUUAUUGCCGCGAGCCCUUGAAAACCGUCGCAAAAUGCGGCAAUGCCUAUCUCUCUCGCCUAACAGACAGGCACACACCCCUUCAUCCCCCUUCAUAUCAACCUCAGAGCCUGUAUAUGAAAUCUUCGAUGGACCUUCGCGAAUAACCCGUUAUAAACAUCCAACGUCGUCUUCACAGUCUUCAUCACUGCCAUAUAUUUGCCUUGCUCUGGGUAUCUCUGGAGUCUUUGGCUGGACCAGCUGGACGACCAAUAGCAUCAGGAAACGGGAACAUCUUCAUAAGCGGGCGUGAAACUCUUAUCUAUGUUUAGACUCGAAACAAGUAUCGUUUCGUGCUAAGAUAUGAUAUGCGCACAUGAAACACGCGGGCCCUAGCCUCAUAGCUUGGGUUCGUGGCCCCUCAAGCUCAGCUAUGCGUUUCGGUGUUAUAUCUUCUCGUCAGGCGUU